Molecule: messenger RNA, 752 nt
Organism: Girardinichthys multiradiatus
Lineage: Eukaryota; Metazoa; Chordata; Actinopteri; Cyprinodontiformes; Goodeidae
Gene: ucmab
Product: upper zone of growth plate and cartilage matrix associated b
Exons: 6
Coding region: 154-567 (137 amino acids)
Biological process (GO): embryonic skeletal system development; regulation of osteoblast differentiation
Cellular component (GO): extracellular matrix
Source: RefSeq, a predicted model, not a curated record
CAAGCAAACACAGGGCUGCUCAUUUCCUGGCUCAAUUUACGCAGAGCGGAGGGAGUAGGGGCCCCGUCUCAAGGGGCCCAUCUCUGAUUCGUGUAGGAGACGUUUGGCUGGAAAUCUAAGCAUACUCUUGUACAACUAGACACAGAGUUAAAAAUGUCCUGGACGUAUGCAACCCUCCUGGUUCUCCUUGCAGUGCUGAUUGCACUGAACUUGUCUGAAGAGGCUGAAUCUGCAGCUGUGGCCAGCAACACAGCCAAUGCAAAAAGUCCAGCAGGUCCGCUGAGGAGGAUCUUCAUGAAAGAGGCCGAUGCCUCCAACUUCUUCAGGAAACGCAGCAGACGGGCUGUAAAAUCCCAGGAUGAGAUCAACGCGGAGCAGAGGCAAGUUUUGGCCGCAGACGAGCGAAAGAGGGAGUUUCAUGAGGAGAAGAGGAAUGAGUUUGAGAGCUACGCUGAGGAGGACCAUGAUGAGCAAAAUGAGAGGACCAGAGAGAGCACCGAGCAGUGGAGGGAGUUCCACUACGAUGGGAUGAAUCCUCCCCACGAGUACAAUCGUCACACCGCCUGAGACCCAUGCAGGGGGGCUGAAUGACUAUGACAGCUGCCAAACAUUGAGGAAUAAACUGUAUUAAUACAGGUACAUCUCAAAAAAUAAGAAUAUCUUGAAAAAGUUCAAUAUUUUACUUUGUCAAAUUUCAGAACAUUUUAGAAAGUAAAACUCAUGUAUUAUAUAGAUUCAUUACGCAAGGUGAA